Molecule: messenger RNA, 746 nt
Organism: Xenopus tropicalis (tropical clawed frog)
Lineage: Eukaryota; Metazoa; Chordata; Amphibia; Anura; Pipidae
Gene: tmem216
Product: transmembrane protein 216
Exons: 6
Coding region: 77-511 (144 amino acids)
Cellular component (GO): membrane
Source: RefSeq, a predicted model, not a curated record
GCACAGGCGGCUCAGGGGGUCACGUGUUGCGGAGGUUUCCAGGGAGUGACGUCACAGGCGUCCUUAGAGCAGCAAGAUGGCGCCCAAAGGGAGAAGGCGCGGAGUUCUCUCUUCCACGCCGCUGGAGGUUCUCUUCUUCCUCAAUGGCUGGUACUGUGCUUCCUACUUCAUCAUCGAGACUCUCAUUUUUAUCUAUAAAGGGCUGAUCCUGCCGUACCCCACAUCUAAUCUGAUCCUCGAGUCAUUCCUGCUCUUUCUCUAUCUGGGCAUUGAGGUCUCUAGAUUGUUUCUGGGGUGCCGGGGGAACCUGUGUGAGAGGAAGCUGCCGCUGGUGGUGAGUCUGGGCCUGACGAUACCGGCCGGGCUCCUGGCAGUCUAUUUCCUAUUGCUACAGACCUACGCCCUGAGGCUAGAGACUGUGCUGAACUGUAUCCUGCUGCUGUUCUACGGGCUGGAGGCCAUACUGAGCUGUACGGCCCUCAUUACCCUCUGCAGGGAACCCACCUACUGACGUGACUGGAGCCCAAUCCUGUGUGUGUUUCCCUGAUGCCCCAAAAUCCCCCAUCUGUUUGCUGUGCAAAACGCCCCAAUUCAGAGUGCGGUGACGCCCCAAUAACGUUCUACUCCCAGAAGCCUCUGGCUCCAACGGGAAUGUACCUUUGUGUCUCUCGGAGGGGGAGGAGCUUCUCACUUUAACCUCUCGCUGGGACCCGAAAUAAUAAAAUGUAUUUUUUUUUUUUGUAUAA